GAUAUGCGGUUUUAUUUCUGAAGCUAGCUCCGGUUGUUUAAAUUCCCCGCCACGAACAGGAAUAGUUUUCUUUUCAAAACUCGUUUGUCCAGUUUUGUGGUUACCAGAAAUGAAAGUUAAGAAAUGUUAUAAAAAUUUUGUACUGAAAAACAAUGAAGAUAUAAUUGGAAAUUCUCAAUAAAAGGAAUGUAACUCAACAAGGAAAUAUUGUUUUCUGCUUACAAUUAUGUCUGAAUCAUCUGCUGACUCAGUUUUUUCUGAAAAAGAUAAAGAACUGUUUAAUGAAGAUGAUUUAGAGAAGUUAUUGGUCAUCAAAUCAUCAUUACGUAAUCGACUGAAAGAUGAAAAACUCUCUGAAAAAGCAGAAGCGACUGUAUUAGAACCAGAAGCAGAAUCCAAAAUCAGUGAAUUGAUGAAAGAAGUCACCUUACAGACUUGUCGAGAAUCACGAAGGAAGCUGAUGAUAGAAAGAGUGCAAAUUGGUCAGGUAUUGAUUGAAAAUCUCUUUGAGAAAGAUGAAUCCACUGAUGUCAAAGUUAGCAAAGAAUUAGAAUCAGUUUUGGAAAAACAACGUAAACUAUCAGUAGAUAUUCUGAAAAAACAUAAGGCACUGACUAACAUUCAGUCUAAAGUCGAUCAAAUGAAAGUUGAGAACUUAAGAAACAUUGCUCAGAAUCGUGAAUUAAUGAUCUUUCUGGAACCAACAAAUCAAAAUCUAAAAACUGUUGUUGAGAAAUACAAUACAAAAUCACAAGAGAGCAGGUUUCUGGAAGAUUUAGCCAAACUAAAGAAAGAGAACAGGGCUUUCCAAUAUAUUCUCCAAAGCUUAAUUGCAGGAAGCAGUACUGAUUGGGCAGCUGAUCCAGAAUUACUUUCUAUUAUGUUAAGGGCUGGUAAAGAGCUUUGACUAGAGAAAAAGACAGUAAAGCAAAUUAUUAAUUAAUGAAAAAAAUUUGAAAUUUUUAACGAAAAGAUUUUAUUUGGUUACAUUUUGAGCCCAUUAUGGGCUAAACUGUACACCAGGAUUGUUGGAUAAUCUACUGGUAUGGUCCAAUAUUCUACAAUACCGUUGAUAUCCUAAGGGGAUUGAGAUCUUUGGUUUGUGGUAGCAGUGAUGAGGAUAUUCCUGGAGGGAUGACUGAAAACUCAUUCAACUAAAAAUUCAUAACUCAUUCAAAGUUGUUUUUAAAAUAAAAAUGUAAUUAAAAUUCAAAUUUAAAUAUAUAUUUUUGCUAUAAUAUAAAAAAAAAAGGAUUUUGUCUUUAAAUAAAUGUUCACAGUGUGAGAUGACAAGAGUUGAGUUUUGAUCUCCAGUGAGCGCGAAAUUUGAUAUCUGUGCCUAAACCAUUGAUUGCAGAAUAUAUCACAGUUCGGGAUGAGUUAUCAUAGCCUGAAAUAAAAUAUUUAAAAAAUUUCAA
This is a messenger RNA of Octopus sinensis (East Asian common octopus), 1418 nucleotides long. RefSeq lists its product as uncharacterized. Gene Ontology annotation, biological process: chromosome segregation; kinetochore assembly; mitotic spindle organization. Lineage: Eukaryota; Metazoa; Mollusca; Cephalopoda; Octopoda; Octopodidae. The record is from RefSeq and is a predicted model, not a curated record. Bases 227 to 907 code for a protein of 226 amino acids. Gene Ontology annotation, cellular component: nucleus; kinetochore. Gene Ontology annotation, molecular function: kinetochore binding. The transcript is spliced from 10 exons.